Molecule: messenger RNA, 485 nt
Organism: Chanos chanos (milkfish)
Lineage: Eukaryota; Metazoa; Chordata; Actinopteri; Gonorynchiformes; Chanidae
Gene: cdkn2
Product: cyclin-dependent kinase inhibitor 2A/B (p15, inhibits CDK4)
Exons: 2
Coding region: 111-485 (124 amino acids)
Biological process (GO): regulation of G1/S transition of mitotic cell cycle; negative regulation of cell population proliferation; regulation of cyclin-dependent protein serine/threonine kinase activity
Cellular component (GO): nucleus; cytoplasm
Molecular function (GO): cyclin-dependent protein serine/threonine kinase inhibitor activity; protein kinase binding
Source: RefSeq, a predicted model, not a curated record
CAUUGCAUGCCGCGAUGUCUUCGCAGUGACAUUUUGGUUACGUUGCCCUCCCUACCUGUCAAAGCGGAUUCCUUUGAAGGUUUCUGAAACUGGCGGAGCCCCCUGACGCGAUGCAUCCAGAAGACGAACUAUCAUCAGCAGCAGCGACUGGGAACACUGAACGUGUUCGGUUAUUACUUCAAAACGGAGCAAAUGUCAACAGUAUUAACACAUUUGGGAGGACACCUAUACAGGUUAUGAUGAUGGGCAGUACACCUGUGGCGCAGUUGUUGCUCGAUCAUGGAGCCGAUCCAAACGUCUCGGACGAAAGCACCGGCGCUACCCCGCUGCACGACACUGCAAGGUUGGGCUUCUUGGAAACUGUUCGGAUUUUAGUGCAGCACCACGCCGAUCCCAACGCUACAGAUAACAGAAACUGUCGACCCGCUGAUUUAGCCCGAGAAAACGGUUUUCUGGACGUUGCUGAAUUUUUGGACAAUGUGUAA